AUGUCUCUCCUGUCCUUAACCAACCCUCCUGGCUGGAGCGUGUGCUCUGCUCUCUGUAUCCUCAUUGUCUUGCUCCCAGAGGCCAAAGCAGACACCACUACUACUCAGGGCAAUGGCGGGGGUUCCCAGUGUGGGGAGUACAGUAACCAGGUGAUGGAGAAUGGCAUGUGUCGACUGGUGGCAACACUUCCACAACUGGACGAGCAGAGAUGUCCGGAUAUGUUUCGCUGCACAGAUGAAGUGUCCUACUGGCUGCAUGAGAAUGAGGAAAGGAAACAGCAGAUCGUGGCUUUGAAGGAGACCAUCUCUGAGCUGCAGGAGGAGCUGAGGAACCACCGUCAUCGCAUCAAAGUCCUCGAGCUGCAGAGUGAGGAGAAGACCCAUUUGAACAUCUCCUUAGAACAGCGUUUUCAUGAGUUGGAGGUGCACUAUGCUGAAGCCACCACCAUGCUGCACCUACAGGGCACUCUCAUCCUAGACCUUCAGAACCAAGUCCAUAAUCUGACACUUUUGGUGGAGAAAGUAAAAACAAGUCCCGGCUGCUUGAUCAACAUUGUCCGUCCCAACCCUCUUAUGAGUGCUCAAGAAGCCUUCCACCCAGAUACUCAGCAUGUGAGGAACUGUCCCAUAGACUGUGCGUCCAUCUACUACAAUGGAGUGAGGAGAUCAGGCCUCUACACAGUAGUGCCUUCAGUUGCAGGCAUGCCUGUGGAGGUCUACUGUGAUAUGGACACAGAUGGUGGUGGUUGGACUGUGCUCCAGCGGCGAGUUGAUGGCUCAGUGAGCUUUGACCGCACCUGGAGGGACUAUAGAGACGGCUUUGGUGACCUGCACUCAGAAUUCUGGCUGGGUAAUGACCACAUACAUGAGCUGACCACCCAGGGAGAAUACAGUCUCCGCAUUGACCUGGAGGACUGGAACAACAAGCACAAACAUGCCCUCUACCAGAGCUUCAGUGUUGAAGAUGAGGAGCAUCAGUACCGUCUCCAUGUGUCAGGCUUCAGUGGUUCGGUGCAGGACUCUUUUAGCUGGUACCAUGACAAGCUGGGCUUCAGUACACCUGACAGUGGGAAUAUCUGUGCUGAGAUCUCGCAUGGCGGGUGGUGGUACAACCAGUGUUUCUAUGCCAACCUCAACGGUGUCUACUACAGGGGAGGCCAUUACACCCCUAAAGGCCGGGGGCCCCUGGGUCCUGAUGGCAUUGUUUGGUAUUCCUGGAGAGAUUCUGACUAUUACUCCUUGCGCAAAGUCAGCAUGAUGAUCCGCCCACGCACCUUCCGAACCCGUUUGUCUCCGUGA
This is a messenger RNA of Scomber japonicus (chub mackerel), 1299 nucleotides long. Its product is annotated as fibrinogen-like protein 1. The coding region runs from base 1 to 1299 and encodes 432 amino acids. Lineage: Eukaryota; Metazoa; Chordata; Actinopteri; Scombriformes; Scombridae. The record is from RefSeq and is a predicted model, not a curated record. The transcript is spliced from 8 exons.